Molecule: messenger RNA, 1652 nt
Organism: Cercospora beticola
Lineage: Eukaryota; Fungi; Ascomycota; Dothideomycetes; Mycosphaerellales; Mycosphaerellaceae
Source: RefSeq, a predicted model, not a curated record
CCAGAUGUUAGCCAAUUGAAAUGAGGCGACUAGGCCCAUGUCUUGUGAUUUGUGAGUGCGCGGCUUUGCAGUCUUGCGCCGAACUCUUCAUCUUGCUGCUGCUCGCCUGCAGGCGACUCCUAACAGAUGAAGUAGCAAUUUUGGUUGCUUGUCGUCGCAUUCAUAGCCAUAGCUUUGUGUGAAUUUCUUGCUCCUGUUGUUGCGUUUGUUGUGAGUUGUGGAGUUGUAGGAGCAGCGUGGGCAAGGGGAAGUAACGAAUGCGGAGUUGUCCAAGCGCCACCCGAAACUCAACACCUUCAAGCUUCACAUGAAGUGAACACCACCACUACCAUCUCAUAUCACGGCCUUAAUCUUCACCAUGGCCCGCCAAAUGCGUCCCCUAAGCCGACGCCUUCAAUUCAUCCAGGCACGAGCGACCCAGCGCCUGCCAGACCGCACCUUCACCACCACUCCACCCCACCUCCAAGAAGACUCCAACGAACCCUCCACCUCUCUCGAAUCCCUCAAAGAAAUCGACACAAUCGCCCUCUCCACCACAAAAAGCCACAUAACCCACAUCCUCUCCACAACCCAAUCCCUCCAACACCUAACCUCCCAAAUCCUCCCCCAGGCGCGCAGCAUCCAACUCAACCCCCAAAUCCCUCCUUACACCCCCUCCCUCUGGACCCUCCAACACCAAACCGCGCCACCCCGCCUGGCCCUCCUCCACGAACACGCCACACGCCUCCACCAAAACCUCACAGACCUCCAAACAACCCCCCACGCCAUCGAAUCCAACACAACCUCCCUCCAAAAAUUCAAAUCCGACCUCAACUCCCAAACCAAAGAAGAUAAAUGGAACGAAUACAUUAACCUCAAAUACCUCGAAAAAGCUUCUUUACAUCGUCAACAAACCAGAAUCGACACUUUACAAGCCGAAGUGGAUACCAUGAGAGAGGAGAAUUUGGGAUUGGCGGCGAGGAGGGCGGCGAAAGCUGGUGCGAAAGGGAAAAAGGAUAUCGCACCGGUGAAGGCUUUUAAGCCGGCGUUUAGGAGGGCUUUGGCGGGGAGUGUGAUGGAGAGGGAUGACGGUGGUGGAGGUGGGAUGAAGAGGCGGAAACAGAGUUUGGCGGAGACCGUGAAGAGUAAUAGGGAACGAGGGAGAAGGGGACCACAGCAGGGGUGGGGAGCGACGGCGACGGAGAAGGCGGAGGUGGGAGCUAUGGCUACUUCUGGGGCGAGGAAACCGAGUCCGUUUCAGAAUCAAAAGGUUUUGAGGCCUGCUACUGCUAAUGCGAAGGAGGUGGAUGGGAUCGAAGGAAAAACGAACGAGAACGAUUCCAAGGCACCCAAACAGAUUGACGACCUGCGAGCUUCGCUUGAAGCGAAUUUGAAGCCUUGAUGGAACUCCUGUAUCUAACGCCAGUAACCAGUCUGAUGAACCCAGACAUCUGCACCACCUAUCAUUCGCUCAUGUGCCAGCAACCCAUCCGCUCAGGACCAUCCUCAGUCUGCAUUGCCCAGACUCUCCUAGACUGCACCUCCACCGAUCGUACUCUGACUCGCCGUGCUAGGGUAAAAGAACGCAGCGAGAGCAAUGAUCACAUAUGCCGCGAUCAACAAACUACCCUCGAGGUAAUUACUCCUUCCGUCCAGCACCAGGAAAUUGACCA